CCAUCUUCAAACAGCAAUCUCUACUCAGUCUCUUCAUACUCACUCCAUAACACAUAAUCUCAUAAAACAAGAUGGCAACCAACCAAGCCGCGUGGCUCACCAAGGCAGGCAAUGACCUCGAAGUCGGUGAUGCCCCCGUCCCUACGGCUGGCCCAGGCGAGAUUGUGGUUAAGAACGCCGCGGUGGCCAUCAACCCACUCGACACCCAUAUGCAGGACGUCGGCGUCUUUGUCCAGCAGUGGCCCACCAUCUUUGGCUGCGACGUCGCCGGUACAGUGCAUGAGACGGGUCCAGACGUCGAGCGGUUCAAGAAGGGGGACCGGGUUAUUGGUCACGCCAUCAAUCUGGUCACCGGGCGGCCUCAGGAUGGUGCCUAUGCUCUCUACACCGUCGUCCCCGCCAACAAGGCGGCUAUCCUGCCGGACGCUAUCUCCUUCACCGACGGAGUCGUCGCUCCCUUCGCGGUCGAGGCGGCCGUUUGCGUCCUCUCCCUGAAAGAGCCCGGUGUGGCCAUGCCCGGCGUCUCCACGCCGGCAUUAGCCCUGCCGUAUCCCUCUCUUGACGAUCCCGUCAAGCCGUUGGGCAAAGUCCUGGUCAUCUGGGGCGGCUCUUCGUCCGUUGGGUCCAUGACGACCCAGAUUGCCACCGCCGCUGGUAUUCAGGUUAUUGCCAUUUCUGGUGCUCACAACUUUGAGUUAAGCAAGCGCUGUGGCGCUACCGAAGUCUUUGAUCACAAGGAUCCCGAGGUCGUUGACAAGGUUGUUGCUGCCGUGCAGAAAUCCGGCCAGGAGUUUGUGGGAAUCUUUGACGCCGUCGCUACACCUGACACCUACACCAGCGAUCUGGUCAUCCUCGAGAAACUUGGAGGAGGCCAUCUGGCUGCGGUUCAUCCUCCGCCCGCAGAAGUCCCGAGCAACGUCAAGGCCGGCAUGAUCUUCGCGGUCAACGAUAUUGCAACCCCGGUAUGGAAUGACUUUGUCACCCCUGCUCUCGAGAGCGGGAAGAUCCAGUGCUUGCCUCCGCCAACAAUCGUCGGGAAGGGUCUUGAGGCGAUCAACGAAGGGUUGAAGAGGUGCAAGGCGGGCGUGAGCGCGACCAAGCUGGUUGUGGAGUUGUAA
Molecule: messenger RNA, 1118 nt
Organism: Aspergillus nidulans FGSC A4
Lineage: Eukaryota; Fungi; Ascomycota; Eurotiomycetes; Eurotiales; Aspergillaceae
Product: protein orsE
Exons: 2
Coding region: 72-1118 (348 amino acids)
Biological process (GO): secondary metabolic process
Molecular function (GO): oxidoreductase activity; oxidoreductase activity, acting on NAD(P)H
Source: RefSeq, a predicted model, not a curated record